Molecule: messenger RNA, 3756 nt
Organism: Branchiostoma floridae (Florida lancelet)
Lineage: Eukaryota; Metazoa; Chordata; Leptocardii; Amphioxiformes; Branchiostomatidae
Product: angiopoietin-related protein 1-like
Exons: 4
Coding region: 200-1696 (498 amino acids)
Source: RefSeq, a predicted model, not a curated record
UUUAAUAAAAGCAUGGUGUCCCAGGCUCGCCACACCGUGGAUCACAUGUAAAUACUAAUUUGAGGCAACAGAGCAACAUGUGCAAAGGUCAAAAAUGCGGCACGCCGCUCUGCACGCUGCGGCUCUCGCCAGAACCACAGACACAUAGUUGAGAGCACUGCCCAGCCAGCGUCUGGAACAUACUGUCAGGUUUGGAACAAUGUCUUGCAACAAAGGAAGUAGGUGCCUCCUGGCUUGGAGCCUUAUGCUUGUCCUCACCUACGGCACAAUAUCCAAAGCGCAGACAGAUGAUUUGGAAACCACGGCAGACGCGGGCACACAGGACGAGUCAUGUUCAUGUCAGGAGCUAAGUGCAAAGAUAAAGCAACUGGAAGACUUGGUGGAAAGACUUCAUGACCAAGACAUUCAACUUUCUACAGAAAUAGCAAAAAUGUACCAACAACUUGCCGAGUUCGACCCAACAGGUGUGAAUGCAGUAUCGUCUAGUCAAGUCCAGAAUGACGAAUCGGCGGACAUUAAACAAGCUACGGUGAAGGUAGGGCAACUAGAGAAAGCACUGCAGGGACAGGCGUCGAUGAUCAGGAAAAUACAGAUCGUACAGAAGGACGAGGAGAGGAAGGGACGGCACGUGAGGAAGAGGAUAAAACAGCUCAUACAGAACGACACCGUCAUCGACCAGCGUAUCCGCAGGCACGCGGCAGAGGUCUACACGCUCGACCACCGUAUGCAAACCUUGGAGGGACAGGUGACUCAGAUAGAGAAUGAGGUCAUCACCAUUAACAAUUUCCAGCCCCAGCCCAUCACAAAACCUGGAUUUAUCGGUGACAACAGCAUUGGGCAGGAGAACACUGUGGAUACCCAUGGGUCUCAGAUUGAGCUUUAUCACGCUGCCUUAGAGGGAUGGGAGGAAAUCAAAGAUGAGGAGGAUAUCUUCACAGAAUUACCCAAGGAGGACAUGGAAGAAGAAGAACCGUUUGAGGAGCCCCCGACUGCCCCUACCCAGCCACCAACCAAGCUUCCAAAAGAUUGUGCAGAUGCGUACCACCAGGGCUUGAGCGACUCGGGCAUGUACGAGAUCCACCCCCAGGGGAGUAACCACUCCUUCCACGUGUACUGCGAUCAGGAGGAUGAGGGCGGUGGAUGGACCCUCCUCCAACGCCGCUGGGACGGGUCGGAAAGUUUCUAUCGAGGAUGGAAAGCGUACAAGGAAGGAUUCGGGCACCUCGAAGGAGAACACUGGUUGGGCAACGACAAAAUCAGCGCCUUGACAAAGCAGGGACAAUACCUCAUGCGUGUGACUUUGGAGGACUGGAGCAACAGCACCAGAUAUGCGGAAUACUCCCAGUUCUAUGUGGAGAAUGAGGAUAAAAUGUACCGUGUGCGUGUGGGGAGCUAUUAUGGAAACGCAGGGGACUCCUUUCCAAACAGUGGAUCAAGGUUCAGCACGUAUGACUCAGACUAUGAUGCCAGCAUGUACCACUGUGCAGAGCUAAGGAAGGCUGGCUGGUGGUACUGGGACUGCACUCAUGCAAAUCUAAACGGGAUCUACUACCACGGCGGGGACUAUGAGGGUGGCUGGAAUGGGCAUUACUACGUGUAUGAUGGCAUCACGUGGCUCAGCUGGAAGGGCUACUUCUACUCCCUUAUGUCUGUCACACUUAAAGUCAGGCCAGAGGACUUUGCUGACAGAUUCUGAUGACACUUACGAUGUACAUUGUCUCUGAUAGAAAAAUGCCAUGUUUGAUUUCUUUAUCAUUCUUAGUGACAACAAAUUGGUUUCCUACAAAUGUUGAGGUUGGCAAGUUAAGUACAGACAAUAGAUAUAACUUUAGGGACAUGUAGGCAAACUUAGGCGGAUAUCUCAAUGACGAUUUAAAUUUAAUUGUGAAGAGCAAUUCUUGCAUUGUUUCUCAUAUUGGACAUACAGCAUAGCAUUUUAUUCAACCCUUUGUCUAUCGUCUAUGUUUCAUGUGUGAGCCUUUUGUAAAUAUUGUUUGGCAUCACAUUCAAUUAUUUUCUAAAUUUGAGUUGUUGGAACAAGACCGGUAUAAAACAGGUUUUUCUUUGAGCCAUGAUUUGUGACAGACAAGUUAUUUAAUCAAAUUCUUACAAUCCAACCAAUAUUUCACUGGACUAUAAAAGGAGUGAAUGCUUCAAUCACGAUCAAUAUAACAUGAAGACUUGGACAUCAUCAUAUGUCUACUUAAAAUGGUGGUUGUUCGUGUGGUGGUUUGUGUGUUUAUGUACAUGUGAUGGCAGGUCAGGUUUGAACUGUCAUAGAAGAAAAUUACACUUUUACAGGGAAUCGGAAACACAACUGAAAACCAGAACAAAAUUAAGAGUUUGGAGAUGUAAGAAAGAUUGAAAUGAAAAUGUUUGCAGUUCCAUAUUCAGACUGUGCCCCUCUGCCCACGGUGUAGGAAUUCUUUGUUGCUACUGACUACAUGUUUCAGAGAUAGUUAUGUCUGCCAUGGUAGGACCAAUAAACUGUUCUAAUACCAAAAUAGCCCUGAAGUCCACAGUUUGAUGUUACCAAAUAUAGGCAGCUUCCAACAAGUAGACACCAUGGUAGGAUUAAUUUAUGAUGGUACAUGUAUAUCCAGUAACUUAAUAUCAUCCAUACUUAUGGGAAGGGUUUACUGUACAGUUGUAUGUAGUCCAAUUACAACAUCAAGUAGUUCAAGGAUUUAAAGGUCACUUGACAUUGUUAUAUCUACGACUGAGAAAUGUGUAUUUAAAUGUGUUACAUUGAGGUGGUAGUAUAUGACUGUAUUGUUGUCGUCAAAUACGAUACAUAUUUUUGUAGCGUUCUCCAAACAAACUGGCAUUUUAUAAUGGCAAGAUCCUACUUCAGUCUACCUUUGUCAUUUUGUAAAUGUACAAAGAUGUCCACUUAGCUUCUGUGAACAAAUAAAGAAGCUACAUACACAUUUGUACAUAUCUCUGUUAUACAUAAUACUUGUAAUAUGCAGUUGUGACUUCAUUUCCUUCAAGUAUUUAGCUUAUGGAUGUAAAUAAUAUUUCAUUUUUCAAUAUGUAUAACAAUAUCCCAGAAUGGAUGGAUGUCUACUUGAACAUACUUCCCUUCCAGUUUUUGUAACUUGCUACCAUUUUCCUGAAACCUGGUAAAUAUUACCACCAAGAAGAUUUUCCCCACACAUCCUUCUACUACUCCUAACAGGGUACCACCAGUCCUGUUAAACCAAACCCAGAAGGAGCUGUACAACACCACCCUGGCAGAAUCAGGGCAGGGAACACUUCAGUUCAGGCUGUGUGUCUGGUGCAGUGGUUGGUCUGCACUUGAUUAGAGUGCCCGUGAGGGAGACAGAGGUCGCAAGGAGAAGCCUGGCCUCUCCACAACACUAGGGAUACUGAAGGCACCCUCUAUUGGAGAAAAUGGGGAAGGGAUCCUCCUUGCUUGAGGCAGGCAGGAAAUUGCAUCAUCCGCUGACCUUUUUCACGACUUUCACCUCCAUCCCAGGGUGUAGAGUUUAUCUUGUCACACCUCCCACUGCUGUCUUUCAACACUUUCACUGUUACCUGCUAUCUAUUACCGGUUUGCUGCUUAAGUUCAAAACUGUACAAUUUUUUAAAAAUAUCUUCAUAACCAUCUUUUUUAUAUUUGUUAAACCAAAUUGAAUGAGAAUAACUAUACUCUCUUAAUAUCCAUCUUGUAAAACAUUUCCUUGGUAAUUCCGUCUCCAUAUGCAUGUACAAAAUGUAAAAGCAUUAAGGUAAGGAAACUACUGACCUUCA